AUGGCUUCUACCGGCACUGGAGGCACUUUGCCACCCAACUUCCUCCUGACCCCGCAACAGCAGAACUUGCUUUUCGCUGCUCUCAACUCCAACAAGCAGCAGCUCUCGGGCUCUACAGCAAACAAUGAUGCUUCAAUCUCGCCUUCUUCGAUCCGUAACUCUGGUGCUGCUCAGCAAAAGACAGUCACCGCUACAGGCUACCAGGAGAGCCCUUUCCUUGAUAACUACGAUUACGACUUCGGCGACUCUGGCUUUGACUUUUCCUUUGCAAGCGAGGAUCAACCUCAAAUGAUUGGAGAUAUCCCUACUGCUGCUGAUUCCACCAACAACGAUGCCUCCGUUGCUCUGUCCGACUCCCCAGAGAAUGACACUCCGGAAAAGCGCAGCUACCCCGAUGAUGAGGAUGACGAAGAUAGCCCAGGUCAGGACCACAAGCGCCGCGAGAGUACCGACAAGGUCCCUAAGAAACCCGGCCGUAAGCCUCUUACAUCCGAGCCUAGUUCGAAACGUAAGGCUCAGAACCGAGCUGCUCAGCGUGCUUUCAGAGAACGAAAGGAAAGACACCUGAAGGACCUUGAGACCAAGGUUGAUGAGUUGGAAAAGGCGUCGCAAGCUGCCAACCAUGAGAAUGGCAUGCUGCGAGCACAAGUUGAGCGUAUGACGGCUGAACUUCACCAGUACAAGCAAAAGGUCACUGUCAUGUCAAGUUCCAAAGCACUUCCUAGGGAGAAGGUUCCCUUCGGAAGCGCUGCAGUCAACAACCUUGGCGAUGUCAAUUUCCAGUUUGAGUUCCCCAAGUUCGGCAUGCUUCCAGGACCGCCUGCCAACAAAGCUCAAUCUGGUUCAUCGCCCACAAGCCCAGAUCAGCAAAAGGCCACAUACCCAAGCCCCACCAGUAGCCUCAACAGCGGCGCACAAUCAACACAACAGUUCAAGGAUGAUUUGGCCAAGUUCUCGGGUGUCUUCAGCCCUUCUAUGUCAAGCUCGGCCACAAACCCUUCGCGCGCGAGCGUCGACUCCGCAAACUACAGCGUCAAUGGCACCUCAAGCUCACCUUCUGCGUCAUCGCAUUCAAACACUGGCCCCAGCUCUUCCUGUGGAACAUCACCUGAACCUUUUACUCAAUCACCUAUGGGUACUAAGCCUGUUGACACGAUGACCACCAUCGGCGAGGAACAGACUCACCAGAAUAAUGCGAGCCAAUUCGGUAACAUCGAUCUUAGCAACAGCAACUUCGACUGGCUUUCACAACAGAAUGGUGGUCAGUUCGACCCACAGCUCUUCGGUGACUACCGUGAGCCUCAAGAAAAUGUGUUGUUAAAUGCACCAUUUGACGACUUCUUCAACGACGCUAUCGAAAGCGAUUUCUUCACACCUUACAACAUGCCUCCCACAGGCGACCUUACAAAGACCAACGCCCAUCCCAAGAACCUUAUUGAUCAGAUUGAUGCCGAGAAGGAAUCUUGUGACGAUGAGCCUCUCAAGAAGCAGAACAUGAACUGCAACCAGCUUUGGGAGAAACUCCAGUCUUGCCCCAAGGCACAAAACGGCGAGUUUGAUCUCGACGGUCUCUGCUCCGAACUCACCAAGAAGGCCAAGUGUUCCGGCACAGGCCCCGUAGUCGCUGAGACCGACUUCGAUACCAUUCUUCAAAAAUACAUGGGCAAAGACGUCUCCAGUAGUUGUGUCGCUGAAAAGCUGGGCGUGGAACUAAAGGCCAAUAAACCUCAACAAGAGCAACAUCUAGGUCUAUCGAUUUGA
This is a messenger RNA of Fusarium sp. VM40, 1761 nucleotides long. The record is from the annotation of a GenBank genome assembly. Lineage: Eukaryota; Fungi; Ascomycota; Sordariomycetes; Hypocreales; Nectriaceae.